CAUUACUUUACAGUAUGUUAAUAAUUGUGAUGCCCAAUAAGAGGUCGUAUAAUAAUCUGAGAUAGACAAUAGCAUCGACGGUAAACAAACGCACGUUUGACUCGAUUUUUUCCACAUAUCAUUAAAGGACAGAACUGCAAGCAAGAGCAAUGGAUGAAGUUCUAGGAGACAAAAGAUUUGCCCAUGUUGCAAAAGACCCAAGGUUUAGGAAGGUCCCUUUGAAAGAGAGGAAAGUGAAAAUAGACCAGAGAUUUAAGCACAUGUUUAAAGAUAAAACAUUCAAAAUGAAGUACUCUGUGGACAAGCGAGGAAGACCUGUGAACUUGACAACAAAUGAAAACCUGAAGAAGUACUAUGAGUUGUCUGAUGAUUCAACAAGUGAGGAGGGAGAAGACUGGGAAGAUGAAGCAGCUGAAAAGGCUAAAAAGGAAUCUAGACAAAGAGAUGAAAAGAAAAAGAAAGAUGAGAAAAGGAAAGGAAAAGAAAAACAGGUGAAGAAGAGAGGGGAGAAGAAGGUACAAGUUGUGAAUGAUUCAGAGAGCUCUUCAGAUUCAGAUGAUGGUGGUGUAAAUGAUAGUGGUAUUGACUUUGCCCGCGGUGUGGGUAAUGUUGACAGCAGCAGUGGAUCCAGUGACAACAGCAGCAAUGAAGAUGAGGAAGAGGAGGAAAAGGAAGCAGCAGAUCUUGACCAUCGGUGGGGAGAGCGUGAUGAGAAUGUGGAAGACGUGGAUGUUGCAACACAACGUCUCGCUGUCUGCAAUAUGGACUGGGACCGUAUCAAGGCUUGCGAUAUCUAUGUCCUGCUCAACUCCUUUGCACCACAGACUGGAAUUAUAAAGUCAGUCAAGAUCUACCCAUCAGAGUUUGGUAAGGAGCGAAUGUCGGAGGAAGAAAGACAGGGCCCGCGGGAACUCACUGAAGUCAAACUGGAUGAACACGAAGGGGAUGAGGCGGAUGCUGAUGCUGAGGAUGAGGAAGGCACAGGGUACCACAUGGAGAAGCUCCGUGAGUACCAGCUGAAGCGAUUGCGGUACUUCUAUGCUGUGGUAGAGUGUGAUAGCAUGAACACGUCUGACCACAUCUACAAGGAGUGUGACAAAAUGGAAUACGAGACAUCCUCAACUAAACUUGACCUCAGGUUUAUCCCGGAUGACAUGGUAUUUGCUGAAGAUGAAGUGACUUCAUCCUGUAUGGAUGCUCCAGCAGGGUACAAACCACAGUUCUUCCUCAACACUGCUCUCUCUCAAUCAAAGGUUGACCUGACAUGGGAUGAGACAGACCGUGAUCGCAUAGCCAUGACAAUCAAGCAGUUUUCUGGCACUGGGGAGGAAAUUCCAGAUGAUGAUCUGCAGGCGUACCUAGCCUCCAGCUCUGACGAGGAUGCAGCGGAGUAUGAGUCCAGCAUUGUCGAAGGUUCAGAGAGUAACAGUGAGGACGAGGGUGAGGAAAAACUGAUUAACAAGUACCGGGCCCUGCUGCAGGGGCCAGAAAACAGACCGGGGGACAAGUCACAGGAGGACGUACAAAUGGAGAUCACCUGGGAACCAGGCCUGAAGGAGACAACAGAGAGCCUUGUAAAGAAGAAAGUAAAGGCAAAGGAUUCAACAGUCUGGGGCGAGUACCUUGAUCAGAGGAAAGACAAGAAGAAGAACAAGAUGGAGGAGAGGAAGCGGAAAAAACAGGGUGAAGAGGAGGAGGCAUCAAAAAGUGGUGAUGAUGAUUCAGCAGACGGGGAGGAGAAGCAGAAAGAAGAGGGUGGUGCAGCAUUUAGUGACGAUGAGCUGCCUGGUGGUGCUGGUUUAAACUAUCCUUUCUUCUCCAAGUUGAGAGAAGAAAAGGAGAAAACCUGUAAGAAAGACAAAAAGAAGAAAAAAGCUCUUAAUAGGAAAGCAGAUGACAGUAAGGAGAAGGCAGAAUUGUCUCUCCUGAUGCUUAAUGAGGUGGAGGAGAGAAAGAAACAUUUCAACUACGUGGAUAUGAUUGAGGAGAAUGCUGAGAGAAAUGUGAAAAGGAGGGGCAAGAAAAAGAAGAGAGACAAGGCACAGAAAGCUAGCAGCAAACAGGUGGAUGGGGAGUUUCAGGUUAAUGUGAAUGACCCUCGUUUCAAUGCCAUGUACCAGUCUCAUCUUUUCAACCUUGAUCCGUCGGCUCCAGAGUUUCGUAAAACCAAGGGGACUGAUGCAAUUAUCACUGAAAAACUGAAACGCAGUGAAAAUCAACUGAAAAAGAAGAAACAUUUUGAUCAGACAGGCAAUAACGAGCCGGCAAUGAAGAAAAGGAAGAAAGAAGAAAAGAAGUCUUAUAAUGACCACAGUUUAGCAAACCUUGUUAAAUCUGUGAAAGCAAAAACUAAACAUUUUCAAAACAACAAGACCAGCAGAUAGUGAUUUUCUUUUCAAUUUUGUCAAGCAUUUACUUUUUAUGCCCCCGAAGGUGGGCAUAUUAAAAUCGCACCGUCCGUCCGUCCGUCCGGCCGGCCGGCCGGCUCUGUAACUUUCCCUUGUAUGGACAGAUUUUAAAAUAACUUGCCACAUGUGUUCCACAUACCAAGACGACGUGUGGCGUGCAAGACUCGUGUCCCUACCUCAAAGGUCAAGGUCACACUUAGUGUUUAUUCACAAUGGAUUGCUGCAUAUAAGGACAUAGAGUAUAGGUUGUCGUGUCCGGACUGUAACUUUCUCUUGUAUGGACAGAUUUUAAAAUAACUUGCCACAUGUGUACCACAUACCAAGACGACGUGUCGCGUGCAAGACCCGUGUCACUACCUCAAAGGUCAAGGUCACACUUAGUGUUUAUUCACAAUGGAGUGCUGCAUAUAAGGACAUAGAGUAUAGGUUGUCGUGUCCGGGCUGUAACUUUCUCUUGUAUGGACAGAUUUUAAAAUAACUUGCCACAUGUGUUCCACAUACCAAGAUGAGGUGUCGCGUGCAAGACCCGUGUCACUACCUCAAAGGUCAAGGUCACACUUAGUGUUUAUUUACAAUGGAGUGCUGCAUAUAAGGACAUAGAGUAUAGGUUGUCGUGUCCGGGCUGUAACUUUCCCUUGUAUGGACAGAUUUUAAAAUAACUUGCCAAAUGUGUUCCACAUACCAAGACGACGUGUCGCGUGCAAAACCCGUGUCCCUACCUCAAAGGUCAAGGUCACACUUAGUGUUUAUUCACAAUGGAGUGCUGCAUAUAAGGACAUAGAGUAUAGGUUGUCAUGUCCGGGCUGUAACUUUCUCUUGUAUGGACAGAUUUUAAAAUAACUUGCCACAUGUGUUCCACAUACCAAGACGACGUGUCGCGUGCAAGACCCGUGUCCCUACCUCAAAGGUCAAGGUCACACUUAGUGUUUAUUUGCAAUGGAGUGCUGCAUAUAAGGACAUAGAGUAUAGGUUGUCGUGUCCGGGCUGUAACUUUCCCUUGUAUGGACAGAUUUUAAAAUAACUUGCCAAAUGUGUUCCACAUACCAAGACGACGUGUCGCGUGCAAGACCCGUGUUCCUACCUCAAAGGUCAAGGUCACACUUAGUGUUUAUUUACAAUGGAGUGCUGCAUAUAAGGACAUAGAGUAUAGGUUGUCGUGUCCGGGCUGUAACUUUCCCUUGUAUGGACAGAUUUUAAAAUAACUUGCCACAUGUGUUCCACAUACCAAGACGACGUGUCGCGUGCAAAACCCGUGUCCCUACCUCAAAGGUCAAGGUCACACUUAGUGUUUAUUCACAAUGGAGUGCUGCAUAUAAGGACAUAGAGUAUAGGUUGUCAUGUCCGGGCUGUAACUUUCUCUUGUAUGGACAGAUUUUAAAAUAACUUGCCACAUGUGUUCCACAUACCAAGACGACGUGUCGCGUGCAAGACCCGUGUCCCUACCUCAAAGGUCAAGGUCACACUUAGUGUUUAUUUGCAAUGGAGUGCUGCAUAUAAGGACAUAGAGUAUAGGUUGUCGUGUCCGGGCUGUAACUUUCCCUUGUAUGGACAGAUUUUAAAAUAACUUGCCAAAUGUGUUCCACAUACCAAGACGACGUGUCGCGUGCAAGACCCGUGUUCCUACCUCAAAGGUCAAGGUCACACUUAGUGUUUAUUUACAAUGGAGUGCUGCAUAUAAGGACAUAGAGUAUAGGUUGUCGUGUCCGGGCUGUAACUUUCCCUUGUAUGGACAGAUUUUAAAAUAACUUGCCAAAUGUGUUCCACAUACCAAGACGACGUGUCGCGUGCAAAACCCGUGUCCCUACCUCAAAGGUCAAGGUCACACUUAGUGUUUAUUCACAAUGGAGUGCUGCAUAUAAGGACAUAGAGUAUAGGUUGUCAUGUCCGGGCUGUAACUUUCUCUUGUAUGGACAGAUUUUAAAAUAACUUGCCACAUGUGUUCCACAUACCAAGACGACGUGUCGCGUGCAAGACCCGUGUCCCUACCUCAAAGGUCAAGGUCACACUUAGUGUUUAUUUGCAAUGGAGUGCUGCAUAUAAGGACAUAGAGUAUAGGUUGUCGUGUCCGGGCUGUAACUUUCCCUUGUAUGGACAGAUUUUAAAAUAACUUGCCAAAUGUGUUCCACAUACCAAGACGACGUGUCGCGUGCAAGACCCGUGUUCCUACCUCAAAGGUCAAGGUCACACUUAGUGUUUAUUCACAAUGGAGUGCUGCAUAUAAGGACAUAGAGUAUAGGUUGUCGUGUCCGGGCUGUAACUUUUUCUUGUAUGGACAGAUUUUAAAAUAACUUGCCACAUGUGUUUCACAUACCAAGACGACGUGUCGCGUGCAAGACCCGUGUCCCCACCUCAAAGGUCAAGGUCACACUUAGUGUUUAUUUACAAUGGAGUGCUGCAUAUAAGGACAUAGAGUAUAGGUUGUCGUGUCCGGGCUGUAACUUUCCCUUGUAUGGACAGAUUUUAAAAUAACUUGCCACAUGUGUUCCACAUACCAAGACGACGUGUCGCGUGCAAGACCCGUGUCCCUACCUCAAAGGUCAAGGUCACACUUAGUGUUUAUUCACAAUGGAGUGCUGCAUAUAAGGACAUAGAGUAUAGGUUGUUGUGUCCGGGCUGUUACUUUCUCUUGUAUGGACAGAUUUUAAAAUAACUUGCCACAUGUGUUCCACAUACCAAGAUGACGUGUCGCGUGCAAGACCCGUGUCCCUGCCUCAAAGGUCAAGGUCACACAUAGUGUUUAUUCACAAUGGAGUGCUGCAUAUAAGGACAUAGACUAUAGGUUGUCGUGUCCAGGCUGUAACUUUCCCUUGUAUGGACAGAUUUUAAAAUAACUUGCCACAUGUGUUCCACAUACCAAGACGACGUGUCGCGUGCAAGACCCGUGUCCCUACCUCAAAGGUCAAGGUCACACUUAGAGUUUAUUCACAAUGGAGUGCUGCAUACAAGGACAUAGGGUAUAGGUUGUCGUGUCCGGGCUGUAACUUUCUCUUGUAUGGACAGAUUUUAAAAUAACUUGCUACAUGUGUUCCACAUACGAAGAUGACGUGUCGUGUGCAAGACCCAUGUCCCUACCUCUAAGGUGAAAGAUACACUAAGUGUUUAUUCACAAGGGAAUUCUGAAUAUAAGGACAUAACAGUGUAGGUUGUCAAGUAUGGGUGGUAUUUUUUUAUGUUCAGAGGCAAUUUAAAAUAACUUGCCAUAUGUAUUUGGCACGUAAAGGCAAGAUCAACUUUUCAUGUACUGACCUUGUUCAUAGGUCAAUGUCACAUUCGGGGGCAUUCGUCACAUACUGUGACAGCUCUUGUUGAUGACUGUAUUGCAAACUUGAUUUUAAAAUUCUCUACCAUUUUGUCAAAAUUGCUGUAAAUGUUAUAGAUUAUAUUAUAAUGUACUGGUGACCUGGUUAGUUUAUACUAAUUUAUUUCAACAGCUAUUCUAGCUGAUAUGAAUCACUCUCUAGUCCAUCACCUGGGAAGAAACCAACACUGAUGUCUGGGCCAAGAGAAUGUCCACAACCUCUUGGGCGAUAGACAGACACCUAUACCACUAGACCAUUCUCACCCUUAGAUAUGUGGUUGGUUCAGGCCCAUUCCAGGAUGCUUGCCAUGAAUAUCACUUUCUAUGGUCCAUAAAAUGGGAUGUACAGCUCAUUAUCAGUCAGUAACUGUAUAUAACUAUUUUCUCAUUUGAGCUCAAAUAAAUUAGUAUCAACUACCGUAUUAUCUAUAUACACAUGUAAAUGUGUUCAACAAUUUAUUUAUCAGACUAAUUAUCAAAAUGUAGUGAACUAAAAACCAAUCUUCCCGCACCUGCUUAAACAUGUUAGUCAAAAAUGGGCCCUGGUCUGAAUACUUGCUCCCACUGGUGUCCAUCUGUAUUUUAUGUCUCAGCCAUAGCAUAGUUAAUAAAAAUGGGAUUUCAAUCAAACAUAUCUUAAUUGUAGAACAUCAUGAAAAGAUGUGUCAGGCAAAACAUGAAUGCUUUCAACUCAAACGUAGUCAUGCAAAAAUGGAGGUGAAAGCAACUCCAUUGUGAUGCUUUUUGUGUCAACUAUAAUAUAGCAAAUCAAACAUCACAAAUUUGUAGAGAGCAUCAGGGGACGGUUUGUCACCUGUCAGCUUAAAGAUGACAAUUUGUCAUAAUGUAACUUUAUCUACAUGACAUUGUUAUGUUUCGUAAGAGUUAUUUACCUUUGACUAUUUGCUUUGAAUAGACUGUGAUGGUACCUUAGGUAGCGCUACAAAUAUAUUUCUGAAUUAUGUAAAACAGAAAAGUUCACUGUUUUCAAAUUCAAUUGUAAUAAAAACACAAAACAAACAUUUUAGCUUCAGAUAAUGAUCUUUUUAAAGAACGUUUUAAAACUAAUUAAAUGAUGACUAGUUUUAAAACACUUUUGCAUGUAUUUUUGACAAAUUAUGUUUUUUCUAUUACUCUGUUUUGAUCUCUUUGUUUUUAAAGAAAGACAAUAAAAGCAGUUCAGGUUUUGACAUGGGCACUCUAUGAAGUUAUCAACACAAGUUUAAUGAAAUUUCAUCUUUUAUGAUCUUCAACCGUUAACUUUCCUCAUAAUCAGUUUUUAACAUUAGUUUGGAUUAAGGUGUCUGCUGUACAAAUAUGGGAAUUUUAGAUGCCUGGUGACUCCAUAUUAAUUGGUUUCAUUUGAAGGGUUUUAUGAGUAGAAAAGUAAUAUGAAAAAUUGUCCUGAAAAAUACAGAACACACACACUUGCAAAAUUAGUAAUUACACAUUUCAAUUUCAGUUGAAAUGAAUAACAAAAAUACAUAUUGCAUUCACUUUUAUCUGUAAUAGUUUUUCUGUCAUUUAUUUUACCUAAGUAAUCAGUGAGCAAUUCACUUUCAAGUGAAACCAAAAUGGGGUCACGAGACAUCAAACAUUAACAUUAUUAGUUAUUAUUAAUGAUAUGACAAGCUCAAUGUCCAUCGGAUACCUUAACUUAGGUUUAGGAGUUGGUUCGCAGAUAAUGUUAAGUAGUAAUUGUAGCCCAGAGCAAAAGGACACUAAACAAAAAUGCAUAAAACAACUGUAAUGUCAUUAAACACCUCACGAUUAAUGUAUAUAUAUAUAUUUUAGGUUAAUUGUUGCUUUUCUUAAUGUUUUACCACCUACAUUUUAGGAGGAAAUCCCCAACCACACAUGCAAAAUGUUUGUCAAAACAAAAAAAUGAUAAAAGCUUUGCCUGAACCAACUAUUGAUUGUUGUGUUUUUGAUAUUA
Messenger RNA from Mya arenaria, 7642 nucleotides. Its product is annotated as ESF1 homolog. The record is from RefSeq and is a predicted model, not a curated record. Gene Ontology annotation, biological process: rRNA processing. Lineage: Eukaryota; Metazoa; Mollusca; Bivalvia; Myida; Myidae. Gene Ontology annotation, cellular component: nucleus. Gene Ontology annotation, molecular function: RNA binding. The transcript is spliced from 14 exons. Bases 150 to 2384 code for a protein of 744 amino acids.